This is a messenger RNA of Puccinia triticina, 417 nucleotides long. RefSeq lists its product as uncharacterized. The record is from RefSeq and is a predicted model, not a curated record. Lineage: Eukaryota; Fungi; Basidiomycota; Pucciniomycetes; Pucciniales; Pucciniaceae. Bases 1 to 417 code for a protein of 138 amino acids. The transcript has 3 exons.
AUGCCGAUGAUUAUGACGGUGAAGUCGGAGGACCCUGACAACGAGAACCGCUCUGGCUCACACAGUUCGAACCCUUUCGCCCUAAACGCUGCCUACAGCCGAGCCUCUGAAGGGCAAGACACAUCAGCGCAGAGGCACCGUCUGGGGAUCACUGAUGAGGAUUCCAAGAACGUCAUCUUGGAGAGAGCACCACCCACCGUUCUCCCACGAAGUAUCAUCCAGCUCCGUGGCUGCUUCGCCAACCAACCGCAAAAGUUUCCUUUCGGCCUACACACUCUUCGUAAUCGCACCGUCGGCCGACUGGCCGCCCUACUAAAUACCCCACCCCCCCCUGAUCUGCGCCUUUGUCCCUCCAACCAUCCUCAUCACCAUCAGCAGCUGCCAGCGCCCCCCAACGACAUCCACAGAAAAUUGUAA